Vidua macroura (Pin-tailed whydah) is the source of this 1247-nucleotide messenger RNA. Its product is annotated as olfactory receptor 6M1-like. Gene Ontology annotation, cellular component: membrane. The record is from RefSeq and is a predicted model, not a curated record. The transcript has a single exon. Bases 139 to 1140 code for a protein of 333 amino acids. Lineage: Eukaryota; Metazoa; Chordata; Aves; Passeriformes; Viduidae. Gene Ontology annotation, molecular function: olfactory receptor activity; G protein-coupled receptor activity. Gene Ontology annotation, biological process: G protein-coupled receptor signaling pathway.
GGUCUCUACCUGAAAUGGGAAAGAGAACAAUCAGGGUGUGAGAAUUGUUUGAAGCACAAUCUCUGUGCUCUAUAGCAAGAGUGCAGGAAAAGAAAGCAGCAGAGAAGGAAGGAUAGAAAUGUUUGUCCAGACUGUGAAAUGAUCCCACUUGGUUUUGCCAUGUUCCUGUCUCAGCAGGAUGAGCUGGAAUUCAGCAUGGGACCAGAAAAUGAAACAGCAGUUACUGAGUUCAUCCUAGAGGGUUUCCCAGAGCUUGAUCCAAGACUGCAGCUAUUUUUCUCUCGGGUCCUUCUGCUCAUGUACCUGACAACAGUGAUGGGGAAUGCAACCAUCAUUUUCCUCGUGUGUGUGGAUCACCAGCUGCAAAGCCCCAUGUACUUUUUCAUCAGCAACCUGGCCUUCCUGGAGAUCUGCUUUACAUCCUCCCCAAGCAUCAAAUUGUUUGUCAUGCUGAGCUCUGGUCAGAACACUCUCUCACGAAGCAGCUGCUUUGCCCAAAACUAUUUCUAUUUUGCCCUGGGCUGCACAGAGUUCAUCCUGCUCGUUCUCAUGUCCUUUGACCGCUAUGUUGCCAUCUGCCAACCUUUGCUCCAUGCUGCCAUCAUGAAGCCUCAGCUCUGUGUCCACCUGGUUGUUGCUGCUUGGGUCCUCGGCUUUGCCCUGCUGAGCUACCGGCUGUUCUUCCUCUCGGAGCUGUCUUUCUGUGGCUCCAAGAUCCCCCAUUUCCUUUGUGACAACUCCCCCUUGUUCAGACUGUCCUGCUCUGACACCAGCCUGCUUUGGAAAAUAGACUCUGUCUUCUUAGCGUGUGUCGUGCUGGGUUCCUUAUGUUUGACUCUGGCAUUUUACACCUGCAUCCUUUUCUGUGUUCUGCAUCUUCCAGCAGCCUCUGGGAGGAAGAAAGCUUUGACUACGUGUUCUUCCCAUCUCAUCACCUUGUCCAUUGCCUAUGGGAGCUGCAUUGCUCUCUACACGUGUCCUGCAGAAGAUGUUUCCUUGAGGACCAACAGAAUUGUAGCUCUGCUCAACACAGUCCUGUACCCAUUCUUAAAUCCAUUCAUCUACAGCCUUCGGAACAAAUCUGUGAUCCUGGCCCUGAACAAAUCCAUUGCCAAGGCAAGAACAAAGCUUUUCCCCUAACCAUGGUGCAUUUCUGGAAAGCCAUCCCAAGAAUCUGAUGUCAUCUGUUGCACACUACCAGUGCCUGUGAGUGCAGCCUCCAAACAGGGCUGCCUCAGGAGACUGAU